Aethalodelphis obliquidens (Pacific white-sided dolphin) is the source of this 2710-nucleotide messenger RNA. It is a transcript of the gene RXFP1, whose product is annotated as relaxin family peptide receptor 1. The transcript has 17 exons. Gene Ontology annotation, cellular component: plasma membrane. Bases 155 to 2224 code for a protein of 689 amino acids. The record is from RefSeq and is a predicted model, not a curated record. NCBI's taxonomy places the organism in Eukaryota, Metazoa, Chordata, Mammalia, Artiodactyla, Delphinidae. Gene Ontology annotation, molecular function: protein binding; G protein-coupled peptide receptor activity. Gene Ontology annotation, biological process: adenylate cyclase-activating G protein-coupled receptor signaling pathway; activation of adenylate cyclase activity; hormone-mediated signaling pathway.
UCCCGGGAGCGGGCAGGAUGUCGCAUGCGCCCUGGGCUACUUCCCCUGCGGCAACACCACCAAAUGCUUGCCUCAGCUGCUCCACUGUAAUGGUGUGGACGACUGUGGAAACCAGGAGGACGAGGACAACUGUGGUGACAACAAUGGAUGGUCUAUGCAACUUGACAAAUAUUUUGCCAAUUACUACAAAAUGACUUCCUGGUAUCCUUUUGUGGCAGAAACAUCUGAAUGCUUGGUCGGUUCUGUGCCCGUGCAAUGUCUUUGCCGAGGUUUAGAGCUUGAUUGUGACGAGACCAAUUUACGAGCCGUUCCAUCAGUUUCUUCAAAUGUGACUUUAAUGUCACUCAAGUGGAACUUAAUAAGAAAACUUCCUCCUGAUGGCUUUAAGAAGUACCAUGAUCUUCAGAAGCUGUGCCUGCAAAACAAUAAGAUUAGAUCCGUAUCCGUCUACGCUUUCCGAGGACUCCACAGUCUUACUAAACUGUAUCUCAGUCAUAACAGAAUAACCUUCUUGAAGCCGGGUGUUUUUGAAGAUCUCCACAGACUAGAGUGGCUGAUAAUUGAAGAGAAUCAUCUCAGUCGAAUUUCCCCACUAACAUUUUAUGGACUAAAUUCUCUUAUUCUCCUAGCACUGAUGAAUAACAUCCUUACCCGCCUGCCUGACAAGCCUCUUUGUCAGCACAUGCCCAGGCUGCACUGGCUGGACUUUGAAGGCAACCACAUCCAUAAUUUAAGGAAUUUGACUUUUAUUUCCUGCAGUAAUUUAACUGUUUUGGUAAUGAGGAAAAACAAAAUUAAUCACCUCAGUGAAAACGCGUUUGCACCGCUCCAGAAACUAGAUGAAUUGGAUUUAGGAAGUAAUAAGAUUGAAAAUCUUUCAUCACUUGUCUUUAAGGAUCUGAAGGAGCUCUCACAGUUGAAUCUCUCCUAUAACCCAAUCCAGAAAAUUCAAGCAAACCAAUUUGAUUACCUUGUCAAACUCAAGUCUCUCAGCCUAGAAGGAAUUGAAAUUUCAAAUAUCCAACAAAGGAUGUUUAGACCUCUCACGAAUCUCUCUCACAUCUAUUUUAAGAAGUUCCAGUACUGUGGCUAUGCACCCCAUGUUCGCAGCUGUAAACCAAACACUGAUGGAAUCUCAUCUUUAGAGGAUCUCUUGGCGAGCAUUAUUCAGAGAGUAUUCGUCUGGGUUGUGUCUGCAGUUACAUGCUUUGGAAACAUCUUUGUCAUCUGUAUGCGACCUUAUAUCAGAUCUGAGAACAAGCUGCAUGCCAUGUCGAUCAUUUCCCUCUGCUGUGCCGACUGCCUGAUGGGAAUCUAUUUGUUUGUGAUCGGAGCCUUUGACCUGAAGUUUCGAGGAGAAUACAACAAGCACGCACAGCUGUGGAUGGAGAGCACUCACUGCCAGCUUCUGGGGUCCCUGGCCAUUCUGUCCACAGAAGUAUCAGUGUUACUUUUAACAUUUCUGACAGUGGAAAAAUAUAUCUGCAUUGUAUAUCCUUUCAGAUGUUUAAGACCUGGAAAAGGCAGAACCAUUACAGUUUUGAUUCUCAUUUGGAUUAUCGGUUUUAUCGUGGCUUUCAUUCCACUGAGCAAUAAAGAAUUUUUCAAAAACUACUACGGCACCAAUGGGGUAUGCUUCCCUCUUCAUUCAGAAGAUACAGAAAGUACUGGAGCCCAGAUUUAUUCAGUGGCAAUUUUUCUCGGUAUUAACUUAGCAGCAUUUAUCAUCAUCGUUUUCUCAUAUGGAAGCAUGUUUUACAGCAUCCAUCAAAGUGCCAUAACAGCAACCGAAGUACGGAAUCAAGUUAGGAAAGAGAUGAUCCUUGCCAAACGUUUUUUCUUUAUUGUUUUUACCGAUGCAUUAUGCUGGAUACCCAUCUUUAUACUGAAAUUCCUGUCAUUGCUUCAGGUAGAAAUACCAGGUACCAUAACGUCUUGGGUAGUGAUUUUUAUUCUGCCUAUCAACAGUGCUUUGAACCCAAUUCUCUAUACUCUGACCACAAGACCAUUCAAAGAAAUGAUCCAUCAGUUUUGGUAUAACUACAGACAGAGAAGAUCUAUUGACAGCAAAGGAAGUCAGAAGACAUACGCUCCAUCGUUCAUCUGGGUAGAAAUGUGGCCCGUGCAGGAGGUGCCCUCUGAGCUGAUGAAGCCAGCUCUUUUCACAGACCCCUGCGAACUAUCACUCAUUUCGCAAUCAACUAGACUCAAUUCCUAUUCAUAACCGACCGAAACCUAUUUCUACACAGAGAAUAUUGUGGGAUGCUUUAUGAUGGAUUUAUUAGUAUAAAAUAAAUGCCACAAAAUAAUUUAUAAUAACGGCUAAAAUAAAUUAGCUUACAUGGACAUGAGGCUAUUUGGGAAAAAAUCAAAAUGACUGAUGCCCAUGUAAAGGGAAAUAAAUUAUAUUGAUAAUGUGUAUAAACUGGUACAUAUUUUGGAUAGGAAACUAAGAGAAAUCUACUUCAAGGUUCAUUCAUUCUUUUACCAUGCAUUUAUUGAGUACCCACUGUGUGCAUGGCACUGCAGUAAAUUCCUGGGAGUAGACAGUAUAGAAUCUUUUCAAUUUGCAAUGUUAAGUUGUAUUUAACUACAAGAAUAUAAAAAGUCCAUCUGCAGCUCCUAGUUUAAGGUAGAGCUUUGUCUGUCUUGCUUACCAGCAAAAGUGAGAAUCACAGACACUCUUAAAUAAAGGUUUAUGGUUUUGGAA